Messenger RNA from Adineta steineri, 2535 nucleotides. The record is from the annotation of a GenBank genome assembly. NCBI's taxonomy places the organism in Eukaryota, Metazoa, Rotifera, Eurotatoria, Adinetida, Adinetidae.
AUGGCACAAAUUGGAACAGAAGUUGUUGAUCGUCCACUACCUGAACAACCAGCUGACGAUACUGAAGUACAUGAAGAGAAUGAUACAAUUGGUGAAUUGCCAACGGAUUUAAGUGGUACAAAUGCUGAUGUUACAUCGUCAAGUGCCAGUUCUCCAUUUAAUAAAUUUCGUGGUUCAAUUUGUUGCACUGAAGGUUUUGAAAAAAAUCUUCAUGUUCUUGCAAAAAAUCAAUAUACAGAUCGAGCUAUGGGUAUAUUUACAAGCGGUGGUGAUGCUCAAGGAAUGAAUCCAGCUGUUCGUGCUAUUGUUCGUAUGGGUAUUUAUCUCGGUUGUAAAGUUUAUUUCAUCCAUGAGGGUUAUCAAGGUUUAGUCGAUGGUGGUAAUAGUAUUCGUCAAGCAACUUGGGCAUCUGUAUCUGGAAUUCUUGAUGAUGGUGGAACAAUUAUUGGUAGUGCACGUUGUAAAGAUUUUCGUGAAAAACCUGGUCGAUUACGUGCUGCAAAAAAUCUUAUUGAUCAUGGUAUUAAUAAUAUUGUUUGUAUUGGUGGUGAUGGAUCAUUAACUGGAGCAAAUUUAUUUCGUAAAGAAUGGGAUAGUCUUUUAAAAGAACUUGUUGAAACAAAGGAGGUUACGCAAGAAAAUGCUGAUAAAUAUAAAAAUUUAAAUAUUGUUGGUCUUGUUGGAUCAAUUGAUAAUGAUUUUUGUGGUACAGAUAUGACUAUUGGAGCUGAUUCAGCUUUACAUCGUGUUAUGGAAGCUAUUGAUUGUAUUACAACAACUGCAUCAAGUCAUCAACGUUGUUUUGUUAUGGAAGUAAUGGGUCGUCAUUGUGGUUAUUUAGCAUUAGUUACAGCUCUUGGAUCGGAUGCUGAUUGGGUAUUUAUUCCUGAAUCACCACCUGAACCUGGAUGGGAAGAUCAAUUAUGUAAUAAACUUAAGAGCACACGAGAAAUGGGUCAACGUUUAAAUAUAAUUAUUCUUGCCGAAGGUGCUAUUGAUACUGAAGGACGACCAAUAACAAGUGAUGGUGUUAAAGAACUUAUUUCAACAAGACUUAAAUAUGAUACACGUGUAACUAUUCUUGGUCAUGUACAACGUGGUGGUUGUCCAUCUGCAUUCGAUCGAUUACUUGGUACUCGAAUGGGUACGGAAGCUGUUCUUGCAUUAAUGGAAGCAACUGCAACAUCUCAACCUGUUGUUAUUGCUAUUAGUGGUAAUCAAACAGUACGUGUACCAUUAAUGCAAUGUGUAGAAAAAACGUUGGCUGUUGCACAAGCAAUGCAUGCAAAAAAAUUUAAAGAAGCACAAGAAUUACGUGGAAGAAGUUUUAAAGGAAAUCUUGAAACAUAUAUUCGUUUAAGUAAAUUACGACCAAAAGUAGUUUCCAAUAAACAGUGUUCAUUUAAUUUGGCUGUUAUAAAUGUUGGUUCACCAGCAUGUGGUGUAAAUGCUGCUGUUCGUUCAAUUAUUCGUUAUGGUUUAUGUGAAGGACAUAAAAUGUAUGCUAUUUUUGAUGGAUUCGAAGGUUUAAUUAAUAAUCAAGUUAAAAGUUUGGAUUGGGUGGCAGUCAAUGGUUGGAGUAGUGUAGGCGGUUCAUUACUUGGUUGUCAAAAAACUUUGGCUUCUAAAGUUGGUUUAGCUAAAUUAGCUGAAAAAAUUCGUGAACAUAAUUUUCAUGCUUUAUUAAUUAUUGGAGGAUAUGAAGCAUAUUUAUCAAUUCUUCAAAUGUAUGAAGCUCGAAAUCAAUAUCCAGCAUUUCAAAUACCACUUAUUUGUAUUCCAGCUACGAUAGCAAAUAAUGUUCCUGGUACUGAAUUUUGCAUUGGUGCUGAUACAGCAUUAAAUGAAAUUGUUAAAAUUUGUGACAAAAUUAAACAAUCUGCUCAAGGUUCUAAACGACGUAUAUUUGUUAUUGAAACUAUGGGUGGUUAUUGUGGUUAUUUAGCUACUAUGGCUGCACUUGCAAGUGGAGCUGAUCAAGCAUACAUCUAUGAAGAACCAUUUACAAUAAAAGAUUUAAUCGAUGAUGUUGAUCAUUUACGUAAAAAAAUGGAAGGACAUUUAAAACGUGGUCUUUUACUACGAAAUGAACGAGCUAAUGAACAUUAUUCAACAGAUUUCAUUACAAAAUUAUUACAAGAAGAAGGCAAAGGAGUAUUUAGUGCACGAUCAAACGUUCUUGGUCAUAUGCAACAAGGCGGUUUACCAUCACCAUUUGAUCGAGCAUUUGCAACGAAAUUAGGAUGUAAAGCAGUGACAUAUGCUGUAUCAUUGAUAGAAAAAGCAGCAACACAAGAUGGAAAAGUCAUUUGUAAUACAGCAGAGAGUGCUGUUGUAUUAGGUUUAAUUAAACGACAAAAUGAAUUUACAUCGGUGGAAUCACUUAAAUUAAAGACUGAUACUGAACAUCGAAUGCCACUUGAACAAUGGUGGCUUAAACUUCGACCAUUACUACGAAUAUUAGCUAAACAUGAAAGUGUUUAUAUUAGUGAUUUGAUGGAAGCAGGUGUUGAAGAAGUAGAUCAAUCACAAUAG